Messenger RNA from Leptopilina boulardi, 1188 nucleotides. It is a transcript of the gene Vps20, whose product is annotated as charged multivesicular body protein 6. Gene Ontology annotation, cellular component: multivesicular body; ESCRT III complex. Bases 138 to 779 code for a protein of 213 amino acids. The record is from RefSeq and is a predicted model, not a curated record. NCBI's taxonomy places the organism in Eukaryota, Metazoa, Arthropoda, Insecta, Hymenoptera, Figitidae. Gene Ontology annotation, biological process: late endosome to vacuole transport via multivesicular body sorting pathway; vesicle budding from membrane. The transcript has 4 exons.
GUAACUUGCUGUAUCUAUAAAAAUGGCGUCUGUGCCUUCUUUUAUCAGGUGUUGCUGCUGUCAAAAUAAUUUUUAAUUGUACGUUUUUGUCAAUUAACUAUUGUAAUUAGACAGUUGUAUUAAAUUUUUCGUAAAAAAUGGGAAUAUUCUUUUCAAAAAAGAAGAAUGUGAGUCGUGUCACAGAACAGGACAAAGCUGUUUUACAAUUGAAACAAACGAGAGAUAAGAUAAAACAAUAUCAAAAAAGAAUUGAACAAAGUAUUGAAAAAGAAAGGCAAAUUGCUAAAAAAUUAAUCGAAAAAGGACAAAAAGAUCGAGCAUUAUUGUUAUUACGAAAAAAGAAAUUUCAAGAACAAAUUCUCUCUAAAACUGAUAGCCAAUUGGAUAAUUUAGAAAGAUUGGCACACGAUUUGGAAUUUGCUCAAGUUGAAAUCAAAGUAAUCGAUGGAUUAAAAGUGGGAAAUACAGCGCUCAAAAAAUUGAAUGAUGUUUUGUCUAUCGAAGAUAUUGAGAAAGUUAUGGAUGAGACACGAGAAGGUGUUGAAAAACAAAAUGAAAUAAAUGAAGUUCUCAUGGGAACAUUGACUGAUGAAGACGAAGCUGAAGCUGAAGCUGAACUUGACGCAUUAUUGGCACUGGAUUCACAGGAAACAAUUCCUGAAGUACCUCAAGAAAUACAAUUACCAAAUGUACCUGAAGAAUUGCCAACGAAAGAAAAAGAGUCUGCCAAAAAGAAGAAGGAAGAAAAAAUUGAAGAACCAAUUGCUCUCGAGGCAUAAAAGAUUUGUACAUAGACACAAGCUUUUGCAGUUUGUAUAUAAAUGUGUACAGUUUACAAUAAUCUUCGCUAUUCAUUCUACUUGAGUUUGUAGAUUUUUUAAAAAGUCAUGAUUUUUAUAAACUGAUAUACAUUUAACUUUAAUGAGAAUAAAAAAAAAGUAUAGGAAAUUUGAUUCGAAUUUUCAGUAUAUCUUAAAAAGUUGAAUGUCAACCAAAGUGUUAUAUAUGUGCUGAAAAACUGAACUGUGUGAUAUUUUACUUACUGACAUUUAUUACUGUAUAAAAUAAAAUAACAAAUGUUAAAAGUUUUAUACAAUGUUUCGCUGAGAAUUUUUAGAAUUUAUUAGAAAUUUUUUUUCAUCUGUCUGUAUGUACGUAAAUAGAUAUAUAUUCUUUUCUUGCAACUGA